GGUCUAAAAAGAACACAUGUACAAUGAUUAUAGAGAUGUUAAUAUUUCUUGUAACAUUAUUAAUUGUAUAUUGUAUUUAUGUACAUAAAAGUAUACAUUAUUUGUAUAAAAAACGUGGUAUAAAAUACAUCCCUGGUGUACCAAUUUUUGGUAACGCAUUAAAAAGUACGUUCAGAAAGAAACACUUUGUUGAAGACAUUGAUGCAGUUUAUAAAAAAUUCCCAGAUGAAAGGUAUAUUGGUUACACACAAGGGACAACGCCGAUAAUACUCAUCAGGGACCCCGAAAUUAUAAAGAGCAUUACGGUGAAAGAUUUCGACCAUUUCGUCGACCACAGACAAUUCCUUAGUGAAGAUGUAGAGCCUUUGAUCGGUUCCAGCCUUUUCUUCAUGAAAGGUGAUAAAUGGAGGGACAUGCGAACCACAUUAAGUCCUGCUUUCACUGGAUCCAAGAUGAGACUCAUGAUGCCGUUUAUGACAGAAAUAAGCGAAAGUAUGGUGGAAUACUUGAAAGAUUACGCAUUAGAAGAUAUAGACGUGUGCGAUUUGAUGCGUCGCUACAGCAACGACGUUAUCGCUUCCUGCGCCUUCGGAUGCCAAGUGAAUUCCGUCAAAGAUAAAGAGAACGAAUUCUACAAAACUGGACAAUCUCUAUUCGAAAUGACAACUUUACAGAGAACUAAGCUUAUUUUAUCAAUGUAUUUCCCUAGUUUGGCAAAGAAUUUGGGCCUCAAAGUUUUUAAAGAAAAAGAUAUUAGUUUCUUUCAAAAUCUAGUAAAAGAUACUAUGGAAUAUAGAGAAAAGAAUAAUAUUGAAAGACCGGAUAUGAUACAACUUCUAAAGCAAGCAUCUCAAGUUUUUAUAUUCUUUUUCGCCGGUUUCGAAACAUCUGCAACGACUCUCAGUAUGACCAUCCAUGAACUGGCUGUUAACCCUCUCGUACAAGAAAAAUUGUACGAAGAAAUUAAAAUAUUUCAAGAAACUAAAGGCAAAUUGUUGUACGAGAAUAUAAAUGAUUUGAAGUAUUUAGACUGUGUUAUAAAUGAAACAUUACGAAAAUGGUCACCAGCUUUAAUAAUGGACAGAGUUUGUACAAAGCCAUAUGAAUUGCCACCACCGCGUGAAGGAGGUAAACCGACCAAAUUAAAUCCUGGAGAUUACGUUUAUAAUAUGGUAAACUCAAUUCAUCUUGAUCCAAAACAUUAUCCUGAACCAGAUGUAUUCCAACCUGAAAGAUUUUCCGAAGAAAAUAAACACGAAAUCAAGCCAUUUACGUUUACGCCUUUUGGUAUUGGUCCACGUACUUGUAUCGGAACUAGAUUUGCAAUACUGGAAAUAAAGGUGUUAAUUUAUAACAUCGUAUUAAACUUUAAAAUAUUAAAAUGCGAAAAGACCACAGACCCAAUACUGUUGCAACCACACGAGUUUAAUAUAUCUGCCUUAGGAGGGACAUGGGUGAAAUUGGAAGCAAGAACACAACAAUGAUGUUUUAAGUAUAAUCUGAGAUUCAAUGGUUUUAAAAUAAAUAAGUAAAUACAUACUAUUUGCAACUUGUAAGA
This is a messenger RNA of Papilio xuthus (Asian swallowtail), 1558 nucleotides long. Its product is annotated as probable cytochrome P450 9f2. Gene Ontology annotation, molecular function: oxidoreductase activity, acting on paired donors, with incorporation or reduction of molecular oxygen; monooxygenase activity; heme binding. The coding region runs from base 24 to 1484 and encodes 486 amino acids. The record is from RefSeq and is a predicted model, not a curated record. Lineage: Eukaryota; Metazoa; Arthropoda; Insecta; Lepidoptera; Papilionidae. The transcript is spliced from 9 exons.